CCUUGCAAUGCUCACUAAUUUAGCUGUUUUUAAUUUUGCAUUGUUUUAAGUUGUUAAAAUUUUUCCUGACUUUAGUUGUUCAAUUGCCUUGGUGUUGUUCUUUUGAUGGAAAUAAAAGAGCUCAUGUUUACAAGUACAUGCCAAAUGAAUCAUUGGAAAAGUUUAUCUUUGCAACCAGAGACCAAAGUCGUUCCCUCAGUUGAGAGAAUCUUCAAGAUAUUGCAAUAGGAAUAGCAAAAGGAACUGAGUACCUACACCGAGAUUGUGAUAAAAAAAUCCUUCAUUUUGACAUCAAGCCUCACAAUAUCUUGCCAGACCAUAACUUCAAUCCUAAGAUCUCCAACUUUGGUCUAGCAAAGCUGUGUCCCAAGGAACAAAAUGCUUACUGUUUAGGAACUUUGGAAAAGUGUCAUAUAAAUCAGAUGUUUAUAGCUUUGGAAUGCUAUUGUUGGAAAUGGUAGGAGGGAGGAAGAAUAUUGACAUCACAGUGGGGAGUACAAGCCAAGUUUAUUUCCCAGAAUGGGUGUAUAAUUGCUUGGAGAAAGGAGAAGUGCUGGGGAUUAGAAUAGAAAAUGAGGGCCAUGCCAAGAUAGCAAGAAAACUUACAAUUGUUGGACUUUGGUGCAUCCAGUGGUACCCAACAGACCGACCAUCAAUGAAAUCAGUGGUUCAUAUGUUGGAAGGAGAAGCAGACAGUUUGACAAUGCCACCAAAUCCCUUUGGCCAUGUAGAUGGAGCGCAGACAAGUGCCAACAUCCCUAGGAGACCAAUUAACCGAGAAUUAGCAGUAAUCUCUGAAUUAGAAUGAUGGAAAUUCUUUCUAUUCUACACCUUUUUUUUAAUGUUUUCUAAAUAAUCGUACUACAGAAUGAAAUUUAUAGUAAUUG
Molecule: messenger RNA, 887 nt
Organism: Rubroshorea leprosula
Lineage: Eukaryota; Viridiplantae; Streptophyta; Magnoliopsida; Malvales; Dipterocarpaceae
Source: the annotation of a GenBank genome assembly